GCCGAAGCCAGUACUUGAGGAGGCGGGACCGGCAACCUGAGGACCGCACCAUUUGGACUUGGGCAGUCGCUCGCGCAGUUCUGGCUUAUUCUGCCUGUUUGCGUUACACCGAGAGUCGCCUGAGCCUCGCUCCUUUUGCCCGCUCAAGAGGAUGCAGCGCCCGAAGGCAUCCCUUCUCUUGGCCGCGGCGCUGCUGGUGCUCUCGCCCUCCUCUGCUUGGAGGAGCGGCGGCGCAGACUACCAGGAGCAGCCCCCACCCAAGCAGAUCUGGGAGGAUCAGCUGUUGCUCCCUUCCCGGGGAGCGGUCAACUCGCAAGUCACGCGGGCCGCCCAGACGGCCCUCGACUAUUACAACUACCUGCAGGGCUCGCCCAGUAAUCUCCGGGCGCCGAGGUACGUCAAGAAGUCGUCGAUCAAGACUAUCCCAGGAGUUGGGCGUAAGUACUUCCUACAGUUUGCUUCAAAAGACAUUCAAACUGGGCAAAAUCUAGGGAUAUGCUUUGCAACUGUUUUCUACCGGAGGCAAAAGCCAAAGCCACAGGUUGACAUUGUUUGCUCACACAACAAAGACCCCGGUCAGCGUCUACAAGAGGACUAUGUCUUGUACCGCCGAAUUAAAGAUGACACCGAGUCCUCUCCAGGUACUCUGUGGGGCUUGGCCACCAUUGGCAGCAGUUACGUUGCAUGGGAGAAAUCAACCGAAGACUUGAGUUAUACCCUGACGCAGAUGAAGAAUGUGAAGCAGUGGGAAAGAGAUGACGAUUCUCUAGAAUUUGACUACACUAUUCUGCUGAGUAGUAAUUUCUCAGAGUUUCUUUCCUGCCAUAUGAGUGUUGUCUGGAAGCCUGGCCAGCCUGUGAAAGUGAAGUAUGAUUGCUCUACAUAUGAUGAAUCUGCAGAAUCUGCAGAUGGUUCUGGGGUGGAAAUGGGAUCUACUAAUGAUUUGUUCAUUGAACCAGAAAGUAAUUUUUAAGUAGGAAAUAUACUGCAUUAUAAAGCUGUAAACAUUUUUACAAAGGUGUAGAUCACCUUUCAUUAAUAUUCUGAAAUCAUUGUCAUUCUUUUUUCUGUAUAAAUCAUUGCAGCAUAUUUGGAAGAUUUGCACUAGUCACUUCUGAUUCACCACACAUAUUCUCUUUUUUUUGUAAUUUCUGAAAAAGUAUUUUUUACUGUAUCUUCUGAAAGCAUUUUUGAAGAUUUUUUUUAAAGAAUAUAUGUAAAAACUACUGAUUUGUCACCAAGUUUGUGGGACUAGGAGGUAACUCAGCAUGAGACAAAUUUAAUAUGUAUAUGAACAAAAGGCUUUUAAAACUGCCAUUAAAAUAUUUGAUAUUUUAAAGUUUUGAAAAUAAAACAUUUGAUGCUAACUUAUCUCCAAUAAAAAGAAUACUGGUA
This is a messenger RNA of Rhineura floridana, 1395 nucleotides long. It is a transcript of the gene RARRES1, whose product is annotated as retinoic acid receptor responder 1. Gene Ontology annotation, molecular function: metalloendopeptidase inhibitor activity. The transcript has 6 exons. The coding region runs from base 152 to 973 and encodes 273 amino acids. The record is from RefSeq and is a predicted model, not a curated record. NCBI's taxonomy places the organism in Eukaryota, Metazoa, Chordata, Lepidosauria, Squamata, Rhineuridae.